AUGUCAACAACCCACCCGCGCACGGAUGACUUCCUAAGUCUACUCUCACACUGGCAUGUCCACAAGGCCGAAUCAACAUUUCUCAAGCGCUUCAGUAUGCGGUGCCUGGAAGUCGUCGCGCUGGCGGUAGUUAUGCUCUUUGUUCCACUUACGAUGCAUCACGUUGUCCAAGGCUUGGAUGAAAUCUACGACCUAUUGGGUCGAAGAGCACGAUCACCGUACGCGGUAGCCUCAUGGACGAGCAUCGCUCUAGCCGCCGUCAUGCUACUAGGCUGGCAUGUAUGGCUUGGUCGAUUGAGUUACAGAACGAUUCUAGAAGCAGCAUCGAUACCGAUGGAGGAUGCAACCAUUACACCUGCAGAAGGACAAGUAUUCGAAGAGAGAAAGUCGCAACAGAUACGGAUUUCAUGGGGUCGUGUACUGAGUCGUAUCGUCAUACCUUGUCUAUUCCUAAUAUUGGGUUCGCACUUCAUCCUCCAAAUCAUCACACGUAUCAGGGAUCCGAGACCACGUGUUACACUCAAUACAGUCGACAUGCAAGACGCUAUAGGGCAGUUGUAUGGGUUCCGAUGA
Molecule: messenger RNA, 573 nt
Organism: Alternaria burnsii
Lineage: Eukaryota; Fungi; Ascomycota; Dothideomycetes; Pleosporales; Pleosporaceae
Exons: 1
Coding region: 1-573 (190 amino acids)
Source: RefSeq, a predicted model, not a curated record